AGUAGUAGUAUUAUUGAAUAUUUUCUAUUAUUUUUGCAAUUUAUUUAACUUUAUUACAAUUAUUGGAAUUUCGUUUUAAUGAAUAUUAUCGUUAUUUUAUUUACAAUUUUUGCCAGCAAUUGAUCACUUUUGCCAUCAAAACUAUUAAUAAAUAGUUUUGAAGGAUUAUUGCGCGAAUCAUAUCAUAAUACCACUAGAUAAUGGCGUUCAGAUUAGAGAAGCAGGAAGUUACGCCAGAAAGCUCUGGAUGAUAAUACAAUUGCUACGUGAGCUACAUUAAUAAAAUCAUAUUUAUAUUGAUAUACAUUGUCGAUAGAGAAAUAAAUACGUAUAACUUUUAAUGUUUAAUAUCGUAAAAUUAUCGAAAAAUCGUUACAAUAAUAUUAUAAUCAUGAUUACCGUUCCUUUGUUUAAAAUAACAAAAUCAACAUUAGUCAUAAUUUAUAAAUGGUAAUUUUGAUUAGGAACGGUCAUUAGAAUGAAACAAAUAAAAAAGAUCAAUACGCACAGAGAAACGAAGAGAACAUUAACGUAAUUAAUUAAAAUCAUUUUGAAUAAAAAUAGUGAAAGUGUUAUGUACCGAAAUUUAAAGUAAAAAUCUCAGGUUUUGACGAUUGGAUACAGUUUUAGGGAAAAAAUCAAACAAGUAACAAAGGAAACCUUUAAGGACAAUUUUGUCGGAUUUAGUAACAUGCAUUAUAAAAUUUAAAAUGUUGCUAAUUGGAUUCAUGCCCUAUUAAGGUUGUAAUAUAUACUUGAGGAUUUUUUAUAUGUAAAAUUAUAGUUCUGAGCAUAUUCUAUUUGAAAGAUUAUAACUAGUUUAAAAGUUGGAUAAUAAUUGUUCUAUCAUAUGUAUAAAAUACAUCUUUAAAAAUGAUUUUAUUAGGUAACAAAAUAACAAUUUGUUUAUUCUUCUGGAAAAUCGAAUAGUUUUGAACGAAACGUUAAACUGAAAGAACAAUGAGAAUCAUAAGAUUUAAUUUACUCUAAUGCUAUUCAUGUUUAUAUGAGAAGUGUAAAUGGUUUGUUUUAAUGAAUGUAAAUUAUUCGUUACUCAUUUUUGUUGUUUAUUAUUUCGAACUGUUAUGAUCAUAUGUAGAUUUUCUUAGUACAUAGUUAGGUAUUAUAAAGAAUUAUGAAUGAAAUGAAAAAUUUAAAUCACAUUGAAUACAAUAAUGAAAAAUCUAAUGAUGAAAGGAAUAAAGAAAGUUAGUUUUAGAAAAAAACAUGACAUCAAGCAAGUCUUUUUAUCCCUUUUCAUUGUGCCUUUUAAUUUUAUGAUCUUGUCAUUUACAAGAAAUAUUUCAUUUUAAAUAUUAUGAAAAAUUUUGCAUUAAAAUUUUCAAUUUAGAAAUUGAUACGUGCAAAUUAGUUAACGAAACUAUGAUUUAAAAAUUAAUUAAACAGUGAUAAUGGUAAAUUAACUUCAUUUAACUAAAGAUAUAUUUAUUAUUAAAAAAGCUAUUAAUUUUAAAUAUGAGGAAAAGGUAUUUUAAAUUUAUCAUGUCGUUGUAGGAAAUUCCCGGUUUUUCAACAUACGUUGUAUAGACAUAAAUUUCUAAGAAAUCAGUGCAUUGUAUAAUGGAGUGCGUCAGCAUGGUAGUAAGAAUGAGCGUUAUUAUUUCACGUGAUACAUAAAAUUCUUUUUUAAGAUUUAUUAUAAAAUUUAUAAACUAGCAAAAUGUGUGUAUAAUUAUAAAUAUUUUGAAAUAAUCGGUAUUAUCAGAUAUUAUCUGAUAUUGUCAUACUUAUCGAAUGAUAACCAUUGAUAACCAGCUGAAACCGUUGUUUGAGUAUAUUGUGUAUGCAAGUUGUCAAAUGGUCUCUUGAUAUUUUAUAAAGUAGUUUUUAUUAGUGCAUGAAAUAUUUAAUAAAAUGUCGACGUUAGGAAUGUAUGAAUUAACUCAUCCUGAAUUAUUGUCAGAAUCAGAUCUUAAGGAAAUUUUAGAAAAUAGAUGUAUUAACUUCAGUGACUAUAAAAAUUUAUCCAGAUUUGAAUUAAUAGAACUAUAUAAACGGGUGGCUUUGCCGUUACCUCAAAGACAAUCUGAGAGCACUCAAAAUUCAGAUAUAAGACAACAUAAUGAGGCAAUACAUUCUGUUAAUGAAUCACACAGAAAUCCUGUUUCAUUGAAUCGUACAAGUACUAGGAAAACAGAUGUAAAUGAAAUGGCAAAAGAGAUUUUUUGUAUAAGUCAAAAAUCCUCUGAAAAUGAACUUAAACAAACAUCUAAUAAAAUACGUUUAUAUAAUUCAAAUACCUUUAAAAGAUGCAAUGGUAUUGACAAACGUAAUAAUGAUGGAACACAUGAUGAAGCUCCAUCAAAGAAGAGACAAAAGAUUACAUGGCCAUGAUACUAUAUUAUAUUAAAUCUUUAUAGUAUAUAAGAACUAUUUUUUUGGAAGUGAAUGAUUGGGGUUAGAUUUAUGUUAUUAUUUGUUAAUAAAUCAUAAUAUAUAAAUUUCUAUAAAAUUUAAUAUUAUCAACUGUAAUUAAGGUAAAUUUCCAGCACGUAAAUUAUAUUUAGUAAUCAUCCUGAUUAAACUAUUAAUUAAUGACGUUGAUUAAUUAAUAAAUAUAUCCUCAUGUUAUUGUACAAAAAUAAGGCCGCUAAAGUGGUUUGAAUAUUUGUGCAAUAUUUAAAAUAUUUAUAUUUAUUAUUAAAUUAUAUCGAACAUUUUGUAUCAUCAACAUUUUAUACCACUUUCAAUCUUAUUUGAAUCGUAAAAAUUGUAAUCACACACAUGAAUAAAGUAGAGUAUUAUCGGAAUUUGUUAUUUAAUGACUGUGUGUUUUAAUCUAUAAAAGUUUCUACAUAAUAAAUUUUAUAUGUAAAUA
Messenger RNA from Bombus pyrosoma, 2839 nucleotides. RefSeq lists its product as uncharacterized. The record is from RefSeq and is a predicted model, not a curated record. The transcript has 4 exons. Gene Ontology annotation, cellular component: tRNA-splicing ligase complex. Lineage: Eukaryota; Metazoa; Arthropoda; Insecta; Hymenoptera; Apidae. Bases 1876 to 2355 code for a protein of 159 amino acids. Gene Ontology annotation, biological process: embryonic morphogenesis.